This is a messenger RNA of Saccharomycopsis crataegensis, 1968 nucleotides long. RefSeq lists its product as uncharacterized. Bases 1 to 1968 code for a protein of 655 amino acids. Gene Ontology annotation, molecular function: carbohydrate:proton symporter activity. The transcript has 3 exons. Gene Ontology annotation, biological process: transmembrane transport; carbohydrate transport. Gene Ontology annotation, cellular component: membrane. The record is from RefSeq and is a predicted model, not a curated record. NCBI's taxonomy places the organism in Eukaryota, Fungi, Ascomycota, Saccharomycetes, Ascoideales, Saccharomycopsidaceae.
AUGGUUACCGAACAAGAACUCCAGGCGUACAAGCCUGUGCUUACGGGUAAAACCCUUCUUUAUUUCACUUCAAUAUUUGUCUCCUUAGGGGUAUUCCUAUUCGGUUAUGAUCAAGGUGUCAUGGGUUCGUUGCUUACCCAGCCAAAUUUUGUGAGUUAUUUCAAUAACCCUAGCCGAUCUGAAAUCGCCAUAAUGGUUGCAAUACUUGAGCUUGGGGCCUUUUUCUCUUCACUCUUUGUGGGACGCAUUGGUGACGUUAUUGGGCGUCGUCGCACUAUCAGAUAUGGUGCAUUCAUUUUCAUUAUUGGUGGCUUGAUUCAAACAUGUGCUCACCAAAUGCUUGAUCUUAUAUUUGGUAGAGUUAUUAGCGGUAUUGGUGUCGGGAUUCUCAGUGCUAUUGUCCCAGUUUAUCAGUCUGAAGUUAGCGCUCCCAAAAAUCGUGGGAAAAUGGGAUGUAUACAAUUUACCGGUAAUGUUUUUGGGUAUUCAACUUCCAUUUGGAUUGAUUAUGGUUGUUCUUUGCUUCCAAAUGACUACUCUUGGAGAAUUCCGUUAUCUAUUCAAUGCAUUAUUGGAUCUUUUCUUUUCCUUGGUUCUUAUGUGAUUGUUGAGACCCCCAGAUGGUUGUUAUCAACAGAUAAUGACGUUGAAGGACUUAUUGUUAUUGCCAACCUUCAUUCCAAAGGUGACACCCAUCACAUACUUGCUAAAGAUGAAUAUCAAUCUAUAAAGAAAGAUGUGCUCACUCAUAGAUUCGAUGGUGAGCACAAAGGAUAUGCAUAUAUGUGGCGAAAAUACAAAAAGAGGGUAGUUCUCGGUUGCCUCUGCCUCAUGUUUGCCCAGUUCAAUGGUAUUAACGUGAUCUGUUACUAUGCAUCUUUUGUAUUUGAGCAGGCUGGUUGGCAUGGUAGAGACGCUAUUUUAAUGACUGGUAUUAAUAGUGUUAUUUACGUAUUUUGUACCAUGAUUCCUUGGUUCCUUGUCGAUAAACAUGGGCGCAGGCCUAUUCUAUUAGCUGGGGCAGCAAUAAUGUUUUUUUCUUUGACUUUAAUGGCCUUCUUUUUGUGGCUUGAUAUUCGUGCUACUCCAUUGAUUAUUGUGAUGCUUGUCAUAUUAUUCACCGGGCCAGGGUUUGGUACAUCAUGGGGCCCUAUUGCCUGGUUUAUCCCCAGUGAAGUUUUACCUAUUCUGAUUCGUAGUAUUGGUGCUGGGUGCGCUACAUCUGCUAAUUGGUUUGCCAAUACUGUUGUGGGUGAAAUGACCCCAAUACUUCAAGAAGCCAUUGGUUGGAGACUUUACUUGGUUCAUGCCUUUUCAUGCCUUUGUUCAUUCAUGUUCGUCUUGUUUUUUUUGCCGGAAACUGCCGGGGUCUCUCUUGAAGAUAUGAACUCUGUGUUCGGAGAUGGUGCCUCCUCGGUGUAUGGUGACAAUGCUUCACUGUACGCACCUAUCAAUGAUCUGGACUCCUUGCUUGGUGGAUCGAUUUCUGGAGAGUCUAUGCAUGAAAAUGAUCGUCUUUACGACGGUGAAAAUAAUUCUUACUAUUGUAACCAUAUUGAUGAUGAAGAAUCUCUCUUGCGGGGCGGGGGAGUGGGGUCCCAGUCAUUUAUAAGCACUGUGCAAGCACAGCGUGACCCUGGAAACAUUUCUACUAAACCACCUUUGGAGUUCACAUCUUUAGCAUCAUUGAGACCAGGCUCAUCUAGCAUUAUUGCUGCAGAAGAUAUUGAACCGCCAAGUCUUGAGGAAGUUUUGAGAUUUAAACAAGCACAAGAGGGAAGCAGCAUUAAAGGAAGCAUUAGACGUGGAAGCGAGAGCGUCAGUCAUAUGAUUGGAAAAGUGUUGAAGAGGAAAGGUGAAGGCGAUGACGAGUCGUUUGAUGUACAGUCUAAUAGAAGUAAAGCUCUUUCUGAUUAUGAGGACGAUAGACUUGACCAAGGAAGCAUGCUGUCAAACCCACGACAUUAA